Messenger RNA from Strongylocentrotus purpuratus (purple sea urchin), 2277 nucleotides. RefSeq names its product paraneoplastic antigen Ma1-like. The record is from RefSeq and is a predicted model, not a curated record. The coding region runs from base 859 to 2277 and encodes 472 amino acids. Gene Ontology annotation, molecular function: nucleic acid binding; zinc ion binding. The transcript is spliced from 2 exons. NCBI's taxonomy places the organism in Eukaryota, Metazoa, Echinodermata, Echinoidea, Camarodonta, Strongylocentrotidae.
UUUAACUACAGUUGCCCCUCUCUCUCUCUCAUCUCUCUCCGAUUCCUUUCCCCUCUCUCUACUGUGUGGGGAUAUACACCUGUUAUGCACAUAACCCUAUAGGCUUCUCUAUCCUCCACUCUCUUUUCUCUGACCACCUCCCUCCUUGGAAUGUUAUCUUUAGUCCGCUUAUCUGGACAUUGCAAACAUGUGGUCAUUCUCUUUUGCUUCUGAACAUUGUGAGGGGAAGACGUAUACUGGUGCUGGCUCCCUUUUAUAGCCCUUCACUGCGGAGAAACGAAUCUUCGGCUUUCUUGAAGAGAUCACGCAACUCCAUCCCAUAUCAACCCUGUCCAUUGGAUAACAGCCUCCAUAUUUAAAUCGACUUAUAUGAACGCUAUGCAGCAAUGAUCAUAUAGGGAACGCUAUCCUGAAUUAAUUAUUGUUCUCUAAUAAUACGCGUUUGAUAGCAACGUACCAUAUUCGUUGAUGAGCGGACAAUCUUCUUCUUCUUUAUAAACGACCGGUCUUAUUAAUAUAAAUCGUAGUGGGCCCUUAAGUAUAUUAUGUUUGUUUAUUUGAUUAUCUGUAAAAGUAUAUCUCAUGCCUUAGCUUUAUCCACCCUUCGGAUAAGCAGAUUAAAGGCGAAACAGUAAAUCAAUUACUAUUGUCUUUAUAUUCCUUUGUUGACUGUAUGCAUGAUAUUGAAGCACGAACCUGGUGUUACAAAUGGCGACCUUGCCAGGACUUAUGCUUUGAAUAAUACAGUUACUCAAUGUUUAUAAGCUAAAUUAUUUUUUUCGUUCAAUUUUACAUGCAAUUUUUUAUUUCACUUGUUUUCGGGAGCCAGUACCAGUGAAGGUUAUUUUGUAGUAUAUAAUGGCCGAAUAUAAAGCAAACUUGUUAGAGCCAGCUAGGGCCCUAUGCAAGAAAGAGGAUAUUGCCUUAGAUAUGGCAGUCCUCCUCAUUGGGGAUGAGGUGGAUGAUACUACUGUUGAUGUUGAUGAGUUAUUAUGUGCUAUUUCUGAAGUAGUGAACUGUGUGCAGAGUGCAGCGGUGCUAGAACGACAGCCUCACUGCAAGUCACCCUCUAUCGCCCUACUUCUGGAGCUGGACCAGAAGGUUUCACUGGUCACCCUACGCGACCAAGACAUACAUGUGCCCAUAAGAGGAACCCUCACGCCCUUUCAUCUAGUGUUGCUAGCUCAUCAAACAAAACAGACAAGGCGAAGAGUAACACUAGUAGAAGCUAGAGAAAAGAGGAGUGCAACUCGAUCGCGAGUCCCAGAGUUCUCCCACCAGCCAGGAACAAUGCCUCGGGAAGGGCAAGAUCAUCGCCUGAUGAAAGACUUUUUCAACAUGAGCCUCCACUCAAAUUACAGAAAGCUGAGGCCUUUCUCAGGAUCUCUCUCGCCAUCGCGUGACGAAGAUGGUUUCGACCUGUGGGUUGAUCAGGCAGAAGGGCAGCUGCAGGAGUGGACAGCAGCCGGCCUUGAAGAGGUAGAAAAGCGGCGGCGAAUUAGCGAAGCCCUCAGACCCCCUGCAUCAACCAUUGUGAGGGAUCUGAAGCUAAGCAAGCUGCAGGCAUCCGCAGAGGACUAUAUAUCAGCCCUUGAAGCUGCAUUCGGCACCACCGAGAGCGGGGAGGAGAUACUCCUUAAGUUUCACGACAUGGCGCAGCAUGAUCAGGAGAAACCCUCAGAGUUCAUCAUGCGGUUGAACUUUACCCUGAGACGGGCAGUACGAAAGGGAGGAGCGCCUCCGGACAGGGCAGACUACCUCCGGCUGCAGAAGUUCAUCCGGAGUCUCUAUGAUGAGAUGCUCCUAGUGAGUUUAAGGCUUAGGGAUCUCUUACAUGACCCACCCUCCUUCAUCACCCUUCUAAGCCAGGUGAGGCGAUAUGAAGUGGAGGUCGCAGAGAAGAGACAGAGGAGACCCGUCAAAGGGAGAAGUCUCCAAGCGGUAGUGGAAAGCCCUACAGAACCAUCAAAUGCCAUGGAGGUGCGGCUUGCAAGGCUGGAGCAACAGAUGAGGGACAGGGGGGCGACAUCUCAGGACCCGGUAGUUGUGAAUGCCUUCCAAACCCCAGACACAAACAAACAUCCUAACUUCUGCUACAAGUGUGGGGAAGACGGGCAUUUUCGCAGGAAGUGUCCAAACCCCCCUAACCUGGCUGCAGUCAACCGGAAGCUGAUCGGUUGUCUCAGUCAGGGAAACGCCUUUGGGUACCAGAGACGGAGCCGUCUGGGGCCCGAGUCCACUCAAGCUCCAAACAAGACAUACCCGCCACGUCAAUGA